CUCCAGGAUGUCUGGCUCUAGUGUUCGCUUAAGAAGGCCUGCUCGCCUCUCCUUGCUAGUCUCUGGAGCGCUGUGUUCAGUUAGAUGCCGCUGUUGGCAUUGUAUGUGUCCCAAGGCUCCCUACGGUGGCCCUAGUGCUGUGGCGCCCCCAGCGACAUCAAGAAUGGCCCCCAAGUCUUGUCAGGAGGCUGAAGAUGCUGAGGAAGAGGCUCUCCCAUCCCUGGUGGACCGAGAACCAGUGAGUGGCCAUGUGGGGCCUCCAGCAGGCGCCGCUGCAGACCCAGUAGCUCCCACACACCCUCAGAACGCCACGCCCAGCUCCACCAGGAUGAUCUCCUCCAUCAGCCUGCAGCCGGCCUUGGAGUCCCUGGACCCCCGCGCCCUGCGGCUGCUCUGGGGGCAGAGGGAGUUGGAGAUCCAGGCCCUGCGGUGGGCCGUCCAGAAUCAGCGUGCAGCCCGGCGCCGCCACAUCCUGCAGGAGGUGGCUGGGCUUCCAGCCGAGAGGAGCUCAAGAAGUCAGGAGAAGUUCCUGCAAAACCAGGUCCAAAAGCUGACUUUGGAGUUGAAAGCACAGAAGGAAAAGGCCCAGCUGGAGAAGCAGCUCCUGGAGGAGCGGCUGCAGCAGACCGGGGACGCACUGCAGCAGCUGGAGGCUGAGCUGCAGGCCUUCCAGAAGUCCUGCCUCCUGCAGCUGGCCCGCUCCUCCUGGGUGGGCCGCGUGCUGCGGUCUUCCACGGGCAGUGUGGAGGUGGUGACCGCAGAGACCCUGAUGGACCUCAGUGACUUCUCUGAGAACGAUCAGGCCCCCGCUGCUGGGGAGGGUUUCCGGCUGGAGGAUGUGGACUGGAACAGCAUUGCCCACCGGUACCCCAACCUCUUCAGCAACCUCGAGUCCAACUCAGAUCAAAAGCACGCCCGGACCCCGCAGCUCCCAGCAGCCUCACCGCCUGACCAGUGGAGCUCAGAGCUGUGCUGUAGGCACCAGGAGCACAAUCUCAAGAGUGUCGAGUGGAGCUCCCUGCCCUUGGCGGGCACCAGCAGCUCCGGGGGUGCCGACUCCGAGUCCAGCAACAGCCAGCUGGCGGCGCAUAAUCGCGUGCAUAAAGUCACAAGGGACCAUCCCCCAGUGCCUGGCCGCACUGCCAAGCAGGUGGAGGCGCAGGCACAGAGCCUCUGCAGGGACGGUCAGGCAACAUCUGAAGGUGGAGCGGGGCGGUCUCCCCUGGUUUCUUCCCCUUCCCACACCUGCAGGACUGUGCUCUCUGCCCCAAGCCCCGAAGGACACCCCCUAACCUCCUGGCUUCCAGGUUCCCAGCUGGAGGCAGCGACCUCCUGGCUUCCAGUCCCAGCUGGAGGCAGCGGGGCCCCCAGCCCUGUCCCCGGGUUAGGGCGGGCUCGGAGGGCUCCUGCCACUGCCUCGGUGCCCUGGCUCGAGCCCACUUGCCACCCCAGCCCCCGCCAAGUACUGCACAGUGUCUCUCCGCUUCUCCCAGGGGCCGGGGCCCACCACCCCUCCUGCCCGGACCUGAUCCCUACUGCUGCUCCUCUCCCACGUGGACCUUCGGGGCACUGCGGGCCGGGUCCAGCCUCACAGGAGAUGUCCUCAGUGGACCCUGGACCCUCCAAACUGGGGUUCCCCUCCCAGGCAGUCCGCCUCUCCGUGCAUCUCCAGAACACCCACUCAGACGAGCAGGGCGAGAAUGGCCAGAAGCCUGAGUCUGGGGUGGACUCCCAUCUCUGGCAUUCCAGGCGCUGUCCAAGCCCCAGCCCCACGGGCUCCUGCCUGAAGAUCAUGGCGGUUAGCCGCCGCCAGAGGUUCGUGCGCAUCCUCAACCAGUCGCUGGAGGAGACGGUGGACCUGGGCGGCUUCGUGCUGCAGCAGCUGGUGCUCGACUUCCCCGUGUGUCUGUACCGCUUCCCGCCCAGCACCCUGCUGGCUCCGCGGCACCACGUCACGGUGUGGGGUGAGGGGCCCUGCAGUACCAGGCGGCAGCAGCCCUCCUCCUUGGGCCAGGAGCCCGUCCGCUUCUACUCCAGCCGAAGUUGCGUGACCCUCCUCCUGAACCCCCAAGGCGAGGUCCUCAGCGAGCACCAGUCUCCACACUGCGUGACCCCAGUGUCCAGGAUCUUCGCAGACAACACCGACUUGUCCAUCGACUGUUUCCCACUCUCAGAGGCCCGGCCUGGAGCUGACCUUGCGGAGCAUCAGCCCCAGCCUCGACCCCUGCGCAAGGGUCGGGUUCGGGAGGCUCGGGCUGGGCGCCGGAGGCCGGGGUGGGGACCGCGGGUCCCUCGGUGCCUGCUUCCUCCCCAAGCCCGGACUGGCAAAGACCCCAGACUCCCUGCUGGGACUGCCCCCCACCUCCCCAGGUCCCACCCUUCCGCCCGUUCUGGACUCCCCUCAGGUCUUCCACCUCCCCAGGCCGCGUCUGCCCCGGGACCACCCCUUCCCGCUGGCAGGCUGUCUCUCACGACCCCUCCCUACCUCGCCAGGCCAAGGGUCCAAUUGCCCCGCCUGAGUACCAUCAAGCUCCUCCGCCAGCGGGAGGCGCCAGUAUGGCCCAAGGACGUGGCCCAGACCCACCCAGAGCUCUUGCCCGCCAUCCCCAUCCCCGAGGUCGGGGUGGGCCUCCAGGACUGCCGGGGUAGGAAGGAGCAGAAAAUCCGGGUGUGCCGGAAGAGGGUGGACCGUGGCUGUCCCAUGGUGGCGCUGUCGGUGCAGAGCACGGCUGAGAGCAGGUUCGGCUUCCGCUUCCUCAGCUGCCCGCCCAUCACCGCGGACACUCGCUGGCCGCUGUAGGGCCGGGCCUGGCGGCAGUAUCGGCACCUGCGCCCCCACGUCUCCACGACUGUGGCGGUGGGGCAGGAAGAAAGCACGGGAGGCAGACGGUGCCGGCUGUAUAAUUUAUUGAACGCCGCCUACCAAGUAAACCGCACUUCUGUACA
Molecule: messenger RNA, 2946 nt
Organism: Capra hircus (goat)
Lineage: Eukaryota; Metazoa; Chordata; Mammalia; Artiodactyla; Bovidae
Gene: LMNTD2
Product: lamin tail domain containing 2
Exons: 14
Coding region: 8-2800 (930 amino acids)
Biological process (GO): chromatin organization
Cellular component (GO): lamin filament
Molecular function (GO): structural constituent of chromatin
Source: RefSeq, a predicted model, not a curated record